Messenger RNA from Hipposideros armiger (great roundleaf bat), 3403 nucleotides. RefSeq names its product peptidase inhibitor 16 (gene PI16). Bases 280 to 1641 code for a protein of 453 amino acids. NCBI's taxonomy places the organism in Eukaryota, Metazoa, Chordata, Mammalia, Chiroptera, Hipposideridae. Gene Ontology annotation, cellular component: extracellular region. The record is from RefSeq and is a predicted model, not a curated record. The transcript has 6 exons.
GGGAGGGACUGCGGCACUCACCCAGCUGUUGGCCUGAGCCCCCGUUACCGAGAGAAAUGAGGUUUUUGCCAAGGACUCCGAGGGGAAAUAAAUGCUGGGAGUGGACUCAACUCUGGUCGGGACUCAAGCACCCAGCCCUCCCUAAGACAUUGUGUGAGCCGGGGCCGGGCCUCCAGACAGCCCCUCCCGCCGCCCCAGCCAGGGUGGUGCUUGUGUGGGAAGGACUUUAAAUCCAGCUGCCAGACCCCUGGAAAGGAGAGGCAGAGAGGGCUGGCCACCAUGCACGGCUCCCGCAGCCUCCUGGUACUUUUGCUGCCACCACUGCUGAUGCUGGUGGCCACCACAGGACCCGCUGGAGCCCUCAGUGAUGAUGAGAAACGAGAGAUGGUGGAGCUGCACAACUUCUACCGUACCCACGUGUCCCCACCAGCCACUGGCAUGCUGCAAAUGAGGUGGGACGAGGAGCUGGCUGCCUUUGCCAAAGCCUACGCGCAGGAGUGUGUUUGGGGUCACAACAAGAAGCGCGGGCGGCGUGGAGAGAACCUGUUCGCCAUCACGGAUGAGGGCAUGAACGUGCCGCUGGCCGUGGAGGAGUGGCACCAUGAAAGCGAGUACUACAACUUCAGCACCUCCACCUGCGACCCGGGCCAGAUGUGCGGCCACUACACGCAGGUGGUCUGGGCCAAGACAGAGCGCAUUGGCUGUGGCUCCCACUUCUGUGAGAAGCUCCAGGACCUUGAGGAGACGAAUAUCCAUUUGCUGGUUUGCAACUAUGAGCCCCCGGGGAACGUGAAGGGACAGAGGCCCUACCAGGAGGGAACUCCGUGUUCCCAAUGUCCCUCCGAUUACCACUGUGAGAACUCCCUCUGUGAACCCAGCAGAGGCCCAGAAGAGGCUCAGGAGUUGCCUCGCCUGGUAACUGAGGCCCCAUCUUCCCUGGCAACUGACGCCUCAGGCUCUAGGAAAGGAGCUAUCUCUUCUUCCCUAGCAACGGAAACAACAUUCUCCUUGGUAACAGAGGUCUCAGGUUCCGUGGCAACCACGGCUCUACCUGCUGUAGAGACCAGUGUCCCAUCUUUCUUAGCAACGGAAGGUCCCUCCUCCAUGGCAACAGAGGCUCCACCUUCCUUAACGACUGAGGUCCCCUCCUCUUUGGGAACUCACAGCCUGCUCUCCUUGUAUGAGACGCCAGCUACCUCCCCCAAACCGACCCAUGAUCCCAUCCUCAAAUGGGCAGACAAAGAGGUUCACAGUACACAGAUGUCCUCCAGGAGCCCAAGGAGUUCCCUGCACCCAAUGAUGUUCCUGACAGUGACACAAGGGCCACUACCUAACUCCCAGGAGGAGGGUAAGGCUGAGUUGUCUUCUUCCAGUGAGGAAUUGGCCUCAGUCCAGGAUGAGCCAAGUGAACUGCAGGCCACAUUCGACCACAAGGGGCACACCUUCUCUAAGUCCCUGUCCGACUUCCUUAAUAUCUCUGCCACGGCUAAAACCCUGGCCUGGAAGUCAUUCUUGCCAGGUGCAGAGGGCUCUAAGAUGUCUAAAAUCUCCUCUGGGCUGAACCCGGGCCCUGGUCACGUCUGGGGCCCUCUCCUGGGUCUGCUGCUACUGCUUCCCCUGGUGUUGGCUGGAAUCUUCUGAAGGGGUCGCCACUCAAAGGCAAGGCCUGGUGGGGGGACCCUGGCCUCCUACUCACUCUGGAUUGUAUUUCUCCAAGUAAGAGGCCACAGCUUCCUGGGCAGGUCCUGCUCUGUGGCCCAGCAGCCCCCCUUCAUCCCAGCUUCUGUGCAGACUCCAGGCCAGUGCCCUCGUGCCCUUAGGAGGCCUGUACAGGACAACCCCUGGCACUACCCCAGGAGUGCUCUGUCUCUGGAGAGUCCCAUCCCUCAGCUAACCAGAUGGUUCUGAGCAGCGUUCCUGUGGCCACGGUCCUGCUCUUCUAGGGACAGAAGAUCUCAGGGCUUCCCAGGAACCCCUUGGCCCCUCCCAGUCUCCUGGCUUCUUCCUGGAGCCUUCUGAGUCCUGAGCUGUUCCCAAGAGUGCCUCCUGCCUCCCCAGGGUGAAGAGGUCAACUAUCCUUCUGCCAUCUCCCUCACACUGUCCCCUGCCCCUCAAACAAUACACUUCCUGGCUGAAGGCCUCUGGAAGGGAAAGGCUUCAGGGCAUCCCUCAGCCAUGUUGGCCAGCUCAGGUUGCCACGGGACGCCUGCACAUAAGGCCCAGACCCCUCCUGCUCCUCCUUUCCCAGUCCAUGGGGGUGGGUGGAGAUUCUGGGGAGAUCCCCACCUGCCUGGCCUGUGGCUGUCUGCCUAUGCAAGAUAGGGGGUUCUCCCUGAGUGCCUCCCUCCCCAUACUUGCUGUGCAGCUUUGAGGGCGGUUGUGAAGAGCAUAUGGAAAAGCUCCACCUGGGUGGGUUCUAUCGGUGGGGCAGGCAGGGGACCAGGGAAGGGAAGCAGCCUGUGACUCCUGAAUUAAAAAGUACCCAGAGACUCCAUGCUCAUGAGGGGUGGGUGACACAGGGGACUCUGGGAGGCCCUGAAGAGGCUUUGACACUCCCCCUACCAACCUGUGGCAACUGUCUGUUCUCCUUUAUACUCCCUCCCCCAAAUGCACCAUGUAGUUCUUUGGGACACCCUUCCUUUCCUUCCUAUGAACCUCCUCUGACCCAGCCAAAUCUUUAGGUAGCUGGCAGGAAGCGGAAAGAGCCAAGGAAGGCCAAGGGCACUGGGCUGACUGUCCCAGAUCCUGGAGUCACCAGUGGGGCUGAGUUGGGUUCAGGGCCCAGGAUCAAGGAGUGGCAUGCAACCUCUUCUGGGGGUGCUGCCGCCCAGGCCCGUCUGGCACAUGAGGUCACAAGGUGGGACUUUGCCAACCCUUGGUGCUUGGAGGAGUCCCCAGAAAGGUUCUGGAGUCCCAGACACUCCCCCAGGAGAGCACAGCAGGACUGUCCAGAAGUGCUGUGGGCCAGGAAAGCACAAGUGCAUGUGUGUAGGUGACCGAGGGCAGCUUGGGACCAAGCUGGGGCUGGCGGAGAGAGGCAGAGAGACUUGCCAGGCCCAAGGCAGAGUGUGUGAGCAUUUAAACAGGAAAGACCCAAAUGAGGCCAGGGCUGUGUGCCUUCCAUUUACAUACAUGCUGUAUCGCAAUUAAGACGUCACAUAACAAAAUUCACUCACUCAUUUAAAGUGUACCACUCAGUGGAUUUUAGUGGAUUGACAGGGUGGUACAGCCAUCACCAUGGUCAAUUUGGGAACAUUUUCAUCACACUCAAAAGAAAUCCCAUACCUACUAGCAGUCACUUCCCAUUUUCCCUCCAACCCCACCCCAGCCCUAAGCAACCACAUCUGUUGUUUCUCUGGAUCUGCCUAUUCUGGACAUUUUGUAUAAAUGGAAUCAUACAAUG